Messenger RNA from Fusarium keratoplasticum, 1107 nucleotides. RefSeq lists its product as uncharacterized. The transcript is spliced from 4 exons. The coding region runs from base 1 to 1107 and encodes 368 amino acids. The record is from RefSeq and is a predicted model, not a curated record. Gene Ontology annotation, molecular function: protein binding. NCBI's taxonomy places the organism in Eukaryota, Fungi, Ascomycota, Sordariomycetes, Hypocreales, Nectriaceae.
AUGGCCAGCGAGUCCCUUCUACCUGAUGAGCCUGUGCUCCACGCCGUCUUCACUUCCUUAUCCAUCGAUGACAUUCCGGAGCUUGACCUUCAAGUGAAGGGGGAGUUGGGCGCGAAGGACGGAGGCCUUCUGCCAUUGCUUACUGGAGGGUCGGAGGCUCAAGAAGAGGAACAUGACUACACGGCUACUUCACAAGGCGAAAAGCCCCUUCUCUGCAGAAAUGUCCUGGCCAGGGACCAGCUCUCCACGUCACCCGAUAGCAUCGCGACAGAGUACGCUGCUACUUCUGGAUCUGAGCCUGAAUUCACCUCGGACUCGGACUUUUGGACCGACGACGAAGACGACGAUACCACCAACGAAUCCGUCCUCUGCCUGACGAGCCGAGGCGCAAGGUUCCUGGACUCGACAGAUACUCUCCGUCCUCCUCUGCCCAGGCGCCUUUCCUUUAAACCCCUCGAGUCCGUCACUCCUCACCUCGGGUCACCUCCCAAGCUCCCUUCCCCCGAGCUCCUCCCCACCCCGGCGGCAGACGGACCCCUGACACCCUCACCCGACGGGCCGUCCCCAGGGAUCGUCAUCUUUCACAACGACUACUUUGCCGUGGCGCAGUCCAGGAUCGCGGGCUGGGGCGCCUUUGCGGCUCGGGACCUCAAGUAUGGAGACCGAAUCCUUGUCGAGAGACCGUUGCUGGUGGCUGACACCAACUCGCUGUUCAAAGAGUUCGAGAGGCUGAGCCCGUGGCAGCGCGAGGUUGCGCUGGGGCUUCAUGCGAAUAGCUCGGUCAAGCCGGGGACGCCGCGGCUGCAGGCCGUGUGGAUGGCCAACUGUUUCUCUAUUGGUGUCGACGACAAGGCGGGACUCUUCCCUAUCGCAUCCCGCUUCAACCACUCAUGCCGUCCGAGAGACAAUAUCGAAUACACUUUCAAUCUAGAUAACGAAACACUCGAGAUGGUGGUCAAGGCGGACACGAUCCUCUCGGGCGAAGAGUUGACCAUCUCCUACGGAACCAGACGGACCCCCAUCGAUCUCUACUACCGAUUCGGCUUCAAGUGUUGCUGCGGAGCGUGCCCUGGACUGAAAAAGGGGGAGACGGACUACAUUUGGUGA